Molecule: messenger RNA, 1506 nt
Organism: Sorghum bicolor (sorghum)
Lineage: Eukaryota; Viridiplantae; Streptophyta; Magnoliopsida; Poales; Poaceae
Product: EPIDERMAL PATTERNING FACTOR-like protein 5
Exons: 2
Coding region: 382-774 (130 amino acids)
Biological process (GO): stomatal complex development; guard cell differentiation
Source: RefSeq, a predicted model, not a curated record
CGCCCCUUUUUUUCUGCUCUGAAUUGCUGCCUCCCCCGCUCUUGUGCGUAGCCGCCAGCCGGCAGCUCCCCUCGCGCUGGCUAGCUGCUCCAAAUAGCAAGCCCAGGGAGCCAGCACGCCCGCUCUAUACCCCAAGGCCACCGCCGCUCCCUCCCCCGAGCGAGAGCGAGCGCGAGCGCGAGCGCGUGUGCGGUCCAUGCGUGCCAAUUGACUCGCGCCCACGAGCACGCUCUCCCAGUCCCAGUCUCGACCUCAGUCACUCCCUCCCGGGGCCUAGCGACGACCUCGUCAGCUGCAGUACCUUGCUCCGCCGGCCCGGCGCGGCGCGGCGCGCGGCGGUGUUAGCGAGCGGGAUCUGCUCCCACGGGCGAGCGGCCGUCCAUGGGCUGGCCGCCGAGCUGCGGCUUGGGCCGGCGACGACGGGGCCUAUCGGCCACGCUGCCGCUCUUCGUCGUCGUCCUCCUCCUCCUGCUGCUCUUCUUCUCCACCCCCGGGACGUGUGGCACGCCGGCGAAGGGGAGCGGCGGCUUGGUGGCGCCGCCGACGACGACGACGGAGGAGGAGGACGGGUACUCCUGGUCCUGGGACCCGGCGGCGGCGCGCCGGGGGCUGGUGGGGCCGGGGUCGUCGCCGCCCACCUGCCGCAGCCGCUGCGGGGGCUGCCACCCCUGCCGACCCGUCCACGUCGCCAUCCAGCCAGGCCGGAGCUUCCCGCUCGAGUACUACCCGGAGGCCUGGCGCUGCAAGUGCGGCAACAAGCUCUUCAUGCCCUGACACAGCGGCAGCGGCAGCGGCAACGGCAACGGCGGCGCCAUCUCUCCCUGCUGCGCACACGCUGAGGCUCAUGCUGGUGCAUGCUGCCACUGGUGCUUCGCUCACUCACAGGAGCUCGCUCUACAGCCACGGCGACGCAGCUGCUGCCUGCACGCGCGUACUGCACGCAGGGGAGGCUGGUGUAGAGAGACACAUGGAGAAGAACACGGCAAGGAAGAAGAAGAAGGUUCUUGGUGACAAGAGGACACGAACACGAGACGAACAAGAGAUUUGCCCGAGACAAAAGACCAUGCAAGUAUGGAACACAGCAUGGAUGGACCGGCCUCGAUUGUAGUACCAUCUAAUGAUUGGAAGAACAUUUGCUGAGUUCUUGGAGACUACUGAUACACGAUCGAGCUAGUCUGAUACUCCCUCUACUCUACUCCUAUGUUUGUAAGUAACCGGUUGUGUUGUGUGUCGUGUGUACAAAGAGAGAGAGAUGGAUCGGACGUCGAUGUCGCCAUUUUUGUUCUUCUUUUUUCUGCAUUUUGCUUCCUGCUGCUCUUGGUUCUUGGCUCCCUGCUUUCGCUACGGUUCUAGCCUUCUGGGGAUAUUAAUUAGUGAUGUCCCAGCCAGCUGCGAUUAUGAUCUGUGCUUGUGAUUCGGACAUAGAUAACUUUUGAUGCGAUUAUGAUCGAUCUGCACUAUGAACUUCUUGUUCAUUCAGAACAUAACUUUGAUCAUCUUGUUGUA